CCAGUCAGUACAGAGUUCGCCUGCCUGUGUCACCAUGUUCAGCUAUUCAUGCGGCUAUUGUGUUUCUAACUAGAUCCCUUCUUUGGGAGGCAGAGGGAAGGCUGAUUGUGGAUUGCUGUGCCUGCGGCCUGAUUAAGGUGUCACGUGGAGAAGCUGCCUGCUAGGAGAUGACAGGAAAUCACACAAUCUGCGGCAUUAAGCUCUUCACACUUGGAUGCUCUUAACGAGAAUCUUUGGGGAGGAAUGAGAGCUCCGGCCUCUAACAAAUCAAUAAUGACGACUUCAGUGGAGGGGUCUGCCGCUAUUCGGCUUCUCCAGGCCAAUCAAAGGUGACUUUGAUUGUGAGGAAUGCGAAAAAAAAGACUUCACUUCCAUACUGCACACAGGAAUCAACUUAAAGCUGAGAAUGGUUCUUGCUGGAUGCAUUUUAAAAGAGGAGGUAAUGUAAUUUUCACGCGUAGAAACACAAAUGAAUUUAAACUGUGAACAGAUUUUUAUAAUCACCUUUAGACCUUGUUAAUUCAUUUAAGUCAACACACCAGAUGUUGGAAAUCUGUGUGGUGUUAUUUCCGAGUACACUGCUGUGGUGAGUAAUCAGUCACAUAUUUAUUAUUAUUAUUAUUGGUCAUUUUAUAACUGGCACCAGCAAAGUGACCCAACCAGAAGCAGACUGUGUUUAGACAGUAGAAGUAGAAACUGGAAGAGCAAACAUAACCAAAGACAAGAUGCUGCUGAGGAACUCUUCAGGAUCAGAGGAUGUGAUAGGAAACAGCAGUGACACUGAGCUCAGCAAAGUGGAGCAGAUCCUAGUCCCAGUAUUAGACACACUGAUUCUGGUGCUGGGGGUCGGGGGACAUACUAUUGUGAUUAUGAUCUUGUGUGGGAGGCAGAGGUCCAGGGUGGCACAGUCUCCUCGUAACUCCAUGACCGGCACAGGGACAGACAUCCUCCUGGUGGCUCUGAGUGCUGCGGACUUGCUUUUGCUCUGCAUGCUUCCCUUCCACACUGUUGCCAUCGCCAUGCAGCACUGGCCGUUUGGGGCCUUCAUGUGUCGUCUGGUGGGCUUCUUGGGAUCGGCCUGCUCCUCGGCCAGCGUCUUCACACUGGCCACGCUGGCUGUGUCACGCUAUCUGACUGUGGUGAAGCCUGCGAGAGCUUACUCCCUCCUCUCCCCUAACCGAGUGUCCUUAGCUGCUGUGCUCCUCUGGGUCCCUGCGUGCUGCCUGGCUGCCCCCCAGCUGGUUUUUCGCUCUGUGGGAAACCCGCAACGAACCCCUGAUGGACUUGCUUGUUUUGCUUUCCUAUCCCACCGAGACCAGCUGAUCUAUGGAUUAUUUCACUUCCUUGUGGCCUUCUUGCUUCCCCUGUUUACCAUCGCAGUAGCCUAUGGCAGCAUCUACAUUUUCCUGUGGAGGAGUCAGAACGCCGGAAGGGCCCCGCAAGUAGAGCGCUACCAGAGCAAAGUCACCCAGACGUCAGCAAUGCUGGUGCUGGCUUUCACCCUGUGCUGGCUGCCAUCCUAUGGCCUGAUGCUGGCCUUACUGGUGGAUAACAGCUCAGGGGCCACAGGUGCCUCACCACGUUACGGCGCCUUCACUGUGUUUUCACGCCUCAUGGCGAGCUCCUCGACAGUAAUGAACCCUAUCCUCUAUGUGCUCAUGUCGCAAAAGUUCAGACAAGACCUACUGAGGCUGUUCAAGAGGGGAGGACAAGAUGCAAAUGGGGCUGUGGCUAUGGCUGCUGCCUAACAGCGUCACCGUCAGCCGCUAAAUAAGUUAUAAAGAGAAACACUAAGGACUGUGAACUACAAUAAAAACAUUAUUAUUUUAUAAACAUUAUUUGCUGAAGUGCACGCAACAAAAGCUCUUGAAAACAUUCAUUGUUAGAUGUUGUGCAAGAUCAAACCACUUGUCUAGGGAGGAGCGGCUCUACAGGAACAGUGAGACAAUGCUGAAUCACACAAUCCUUGUAAAACAGAUUGAAGUAAAGACACUUUGGUGAAACAUU
Messenger RNA from Solea senegalensis (Senegalese sole), 2007 nucleotides. Its product is annotated as galanin receptor type 3. The transcript has a single exon. The record is from RefSeq and is a predicted model, not a curated record. The coding region runs from base 726 to 1748 and encodes 340 amino acids. Gene Ontology annotation, cellular component: membrane. NCBI's taxonomy places the organism in Eukaryota, Metazoa, Chordata, Actinopteri, Pleuronectiformes, Soleidae. Gene Ontology annotation, molecular function: G protein-coupled receptor activity. Gene Ontology annotation, biological process: immune response; G protein-coupled receptor signaling pathway.